CCUUGGACUGUAGUAUCCAGCAGUGUCGCCUGCACCAUGGGGGGCCUUGGACCCUCCAACAGGCUUCUGCUCCUGCCUCUCCUUCUGACUGUGGGUGGUCUCAGCCCUGUCCAGUCCCAGAGCGACUGCAACUGCUCCGUGGUGAGCCCUGGUGUGCUGGCUGGGAUCGUGCUGGGGGACCUGGUGCUUACCGUCCUCAUUGCCCUGGUUGUGUACUCUCUGGGCCGGCUGGUCCCUCGGGGGAAAGGGGCUGUGGAGGCAGUGACCCGGAAACAGCGCAUCACAGAGACAGAGUCGCCUUAUCAGGAGCUCCAAGGUCAGAGGUCAGAUGUCUACAGUGACCUCAACACACAGAGGCAAUAUUACAAGUGAGCCUAAACCAUGGCAGUCAACAGCCUGAUGCUUGGAUCCAGUCAUUCCUGACGCCUACCCAGCACCUUGCUCCUACUCCCACCAAGAUACAGACCCACGGAGUGCCCUUUCUGAGAUGUCAGACCUUCCCCCACCCCUGCCCCCAAAUAAACA
Molecule: messenger RNA, 525 nt
Organism: Miniopterus natalensis
Lineage: Eukaryota; Metazoa; Chordata; Mammalia; Chiroptera; Miniopteridae
Gene: TYROBP
Product: transmembrane immune signaling adaptor TYROBP
Biological process (GO): neutrophil activation involved in immune response; positive regulation of microglial cell mediated cytotoxicity; positive regulation of natural killer cell activation
Cellular component (GO): cell surface
Molecular function (GO): signaling receptor binding
Source: RefSeq, a predicted model, not a curated record